AAUCAAUUUAAGACAAAAAAAGUCACUUCUACAACAUAACUAAUAAACUAAUCGCAGCCUGGGAUUAUAUUUUUGUAUGGUUAUGCUGAGAUUCAAAUACGUUUGGUAUACUGAAAUAAUUCCGCAUACUGAAAUAAUCAAAAUACCGGAAAUAAUUUGACAAUUAAUUUGCGGGUCAAAGGCCACUUGUUACCAUGGGUAUCUUCACGCGUGAGGUGACGUACUUGACGUCUGCAGAUUCGUCUCAUGAGUCGGCAAAAAUUUAAAGCAAAUUCAGUUUUCUUAUUUACGAAGUGACAGUGCUCAAGUAAAGGGGUUAUAGUUUACUGUUGUCUUAUGCUGUAACCUUCCUGUGGAUAAUAAUCAUGAAAAAUUUCAGCGAAUCUCAUAUCAUUUUCCUCCUCUUCAUUUGUGCGUUGGCGAAUGAAGUCGCUGAAUGUAUACCAAUUUGUUCGGCGGGAACUUAUUACACUGAAGAUCUAUCGGCCUGUGUUGCUUGCCCUGUUCAUGGAAAAUGCGACGAUCAAUAUUAUCGCGCCGUCAAUAGGUGCAAGAAAGCAUGUGAACGGCAAAUGCUGUCCGGCGGGGGAAUUUUACAGUCAGGAUAUACCUGGCUGUGUGCUUUGCCCUAGGAAUUGUGGGGAGCAAGACGCCCGUGAUAUUUGGAGAUGUAGACAGGCUUGCGAGAAGAAAACCACACCUCCAGCUGCGCCGACGAUUAAAGUUCAGGAGCCCACGUCAGCAAGCCAUACCACUGAGAAGCCUGCCGUCAAAACGGAAACCUUGUUGACCCCCUCAGAGAAAGCUCCGGAAUCGAAGAAAAAUGGAACGUUUCGCGGAGGCCGAAAAGUAAACGUAGGUUUUGAAGAAAAACCCGAUCCUACAGAAAAUAAAAGUUCCUCUUCAAACUCGCAAUCGGCAAUGGUAGUAACCAUUGCAGUGUUGGUAACACUUUUGGUUUGUGGAGUUGUCUAUUUCGCAUACCGGAAGGUCAAGAAGCCCGCUUCAGGGGAGGACCGUCUUCAGAAUGAAAGAGGAGAGGGAGAACAAGUCGAAAUGUGCAGCGAGGCUUCAAAUUCAACUCGGGAAUCCAGCCCUUUCACUAUCAGGCGUAUAAAUGAACGAGCUGGCAGCGUUGAAGGAAUAGAACUUCCUGUGCCUGAACAAGGCAACCGGACAUGUUCAGAGACGGAAAAAAUGCUAAAAUCAACGUUACUGCUUGAGGAAAACGAGAAUUAAACAUUAGUCUUCAAACAUUCAAAUUGAUGACGAAUGCUGACGAAUCAAAAACAGCUUCGUGCAGUUCAGCGGAAAGGUUUCUAAAAGUGCGGUUGUUAGGAUUCUUUGCUGAAUCAUUUUCUGCCUCGGAAAGCACUUGCUGAAAUGGGUUAUUCGAGCAGACAGGUCGAGAAAGAGUUCCGGGGAUCGAAUGCAAAAUUUGGGUUUCAUGGCAACCAACACCGAUUGUGUGACAAAUAACUAACGAUGUCAGCAUUUUUGGAUUCUUUUCUGUUGUGCUCAAAAAGAGGAUUAAAGACGAGUGAAUAAUGCUUUUUGAAAGACGUGAACAACUAAAACAGAAUAAUUUUUUUGGAGAACGGCCAGCCAGGGGAUAUGAAAUGACUUGAUGACUUUUAUUUGACAAUUAUUGUUCAUAUUACCAAUUAUAGACUGCAUGUGUGCAUAUGUUUCCUCUGCAAAACCUGUCGCAGCACAAAACUUAAAAAAAAAUAUUUAAAUGGUCGUGACGCUUGAGAAUAGUUCCGACUUGUUCUGGGCAAUUGACAGCAGUCAAUAUGACCAACAAAAUUGGCGGACUGAUCCCCGAUACUUCGUGUAGUCAAUAAUGACUUCUGCUAUAAUAUAAAUACCUUCACUGACAAACCAUAUAGGCUGCAAAUUGAAAUAGAAUAGGAUACAUUUUGUUUUACUCAAUUUUGACCAUUCAAAUUUAUUUGUAUAUAACACAGCUAAUAAAUAUAUU
This is a messenger RNA of Dendronephthya gigantea, 1984 nucleotides long. RefSeq lists its product as uncharacterized. Bases 424 to 1239 code for a protein of 271 amino acids. The transcript is spliced from 4 exons. The record is from RefSeq and is a predicted model, not a curated record. Lineage: Eukaryota; Metazoa; Cnidaria; Anthozoa; Malacalcyonacea; Nephtheidae.